This is a messenger RNA of Hemibagrus wyckioides, 2959 nucleotides long. RefSeq names its product malic enzyme 3, NADP(+)-dependent, mitochondrial (gene me3). The coding region runs from base 193 to 2052 and encodes 619 amino acids. Gene Ontology annotation, biological process: pyruvate metabolic process; malate metabolic process. Gene Ontology annotation, molecular function: malate dehydrogenase (decarboxylating) (NADP+) activity; NAD binding; malate dehydrogenase (decarboxylating) (NAD+) activity. NCBI's taxonomy places the organism in Eukaryota, Metazoa, Chordata, Actinopteri, Siluriformes, Bagridae. The record is from RefSeq and is a predicted model, not a curated record. Gene Ontology annotation, cellular component: mitochondrion. The transcript is spliced from 15 exons.
AGAGCUCGGAGUGUAAGGAAGUGUAAGCGUCAAUGUCAAGCUUGAAUCGCCCGUUUUGAGCCGCUGCAGCCGUCACCGGUAAACAACAACAACAACAACAACAGACGGGAAGUAACAUCUGUCCAAAAUCAUAUGCAGUUCUAAGCUGUUACACAGAAUAGAAGGCACGGCGACUGGGAUUUCUGAGGAAACAUGAACUCUCUCUCUGGAAAGAAUGUGUUAUCUCUGUGCAGACGCACAACCAACUCCAUCCGCGUAUUGGCCAGCUGCACUCCUUCGGCUCUUCCUUUGGGUCGUGGGCUGACCAGUCCAUUGCUAGGUGUAGAACGAGUGUGCCACUCGGCUGCAAACUCCAACCCUAGCAGCAUUAGGACCAAAAAACGGGGUUAUGACAUCACAAGGAACCCCCACCUCAAUAAGGGCAUGGCGUUUACUCUGGAGGAGAGGCUCCAGCUAGGCAUCCACGGCCUUCUGCCUCCAUGCUUUCUCUCCCAAGAUGUCCAGGUGCUCCGUGUAAUGAAGAGCUAUGAGACACGUACCAACCCCCUUGACAAGUACAUUUUACUGAUGACCCUGCAGGACAGGAAUGAAAAGCUCUUUUAUCGUCUGUUGACCUCAGACAUUGAGGAGUUUAUGCCUAUAGUUUACACUCCCACUGUGGGACUGGCUUGUCAGCAGUAUGGUCUGGCAUUCAGGAGACCACGAGGACUUUUUAUUACCAUUCAUGACAAGGGCCACAUAGCUACCAUGUUGAACUCAUGGCCAGAAGAGAACAUCAAGGCCAUUGUGGUAACUGAUGGUGAGAGGAUCCUGGGGCUUGGAGACCUGGGUAGCUAUGGAAUGGGUAUUCCAGUAGGCAAGCUGGCUCUUUACACAGCCUGUGGAGGAGUGCACCCUCAGCAGUGCCUGCCUGUGCUUCUGGAUGUGGGUACUGACAAUGAGACUCUUUUGAAUGAUCCUUUGUACAUUGGACUGAAGCACAAACGGGUGAGAGGAAAAGAAUAUGAUGACCUAAUUGCUGAGUUCAUGCAGGCUGUCACAGACAAGUAUGGGAUGAACUGUCUGAUUCAGUUUGAAGAUUUUGCCAACAGCAAUGCUUUCCGCAUUCUUAACAAGUAUCGCAACCAUUACUGCACCUUCAAUGAUGAUAUCCAAGGAACAGCAUCGGUGGCUGUUGCUGGAGUUCUUGCUGCUCUGAAGAUCACCAAAAAAAAACUGUCCGAUCACACUUUUGUGUUUCAAGGGGCAGGAGAGGCUGCUCUGGGCAUUGCUCAUCUGCUCACCAUGGCCAUGGCUAAGGAGGGAGUGUCCCAUGCUGAUGCUGUCAAGAAGAUCUGGAUGGUGGACUCUAAAGGACUAAUUGUAAAGGGCAGAAGUCACCUGAACCAUGAGAAAGAAGAAUUUGCCCAUGAGCAUCCUCAUAUAAAGACCCUGGAGGAGGUGGUGAAGACCAUUAAGCCUACAGCUAUAAUUGGUGUUGCUGCCAUUGGUGGAGCUUUCUCUGAGAAUAUUAUAAAGGACAUGGCGUCCUUCAAUGAAAGGCCCAUCAUAUUUGCUCUCAGCAACCCCACCAGCAAAGCAGAGUGCACUGCGGAGCAGUGUUACACACUCACAGAGGGUCGUGGAAUCUUUGCCAGCGGUAGCCCUUUUAAGAAGGUGACACUUGCAGAUGGACGCACUUUCUACCCAGGCCAGGGUAACAACGCUUAUGUGUUCCCUGGUGUUGCACUAGGUGUUAUUGCCUGUGGGGUGCGUCAUAUAUCGGAUGACAUUUUCCUCACCACAGCAGAGGCAAUAGCAGAAAUGGUUACAGAGGAACAUCUGGCAGAAGGCAGAUUAUACCCCCCUCUCAGCACAAUCAGAGAAGUGUCCUUCAAGAUAGCCGUGAAGAUUGUGGAUUAUGCUUAUAAACAUGAUAUUGCUUCAUGGUAUCCUGAGCCCAAGGAUAAAGAAGCCUUUGUGUUGUCACAUGUCUACAGCUCUGACUAUGACUCCUUUACAAUGGACUCCUACACAUGGCCAAAUGAGGCCAUGAUGGUUCAGGAUGUGUAGUUUUGGCUGCUAGCUUCUCUCUCAGAACUCUCAGAGAGAGUCAAAUAUCAAAACCAUGCCUCAGCUCAUCAUCUAACUUGAUUUUAUAUUCAUAAUCAUUUAUAUAAUUUUUGUUCUCUAUAUCUAGACUUUUGGCUAAAAAUUAAGACUUCCUACUCUUGAAACAUUUCUGUUUGCAGGUGCCACAUGUUCUGUCUGCGUAAUUCAUGCUGAAGCUCAAAGCUGUGGACAAAACCAGUGGUAGCACAGUCCCAAAAAGAAGAGCACAUUAAUAUUACUAAAUUAAUAUUAAAUUGAUAAAUAUUUAUUUUAAGCCACUCCAUGAUUUGAUCUCCACUGUUUUGUCUGUACACUCCAGUCUAUUUGUAUACAAGACCCCUCUUUUUUUAGGGAAAAAAAAGCACUCCAUUUAUUGUUAUGAUUUUCCUCCAGCAUUAGCUCCUGUUAAGUUACUACUAUCUAUUUAGGGGUGUCAUAUUUGUAUACAGUUACUGCCAACAGGAACAAAUUAAAUGUCUGUAAUAAGUUAAAGAUUUCCAUCCAAAGAAAAUGUAUUUGUUUUCAACCUUGAAUCAUGUUUUGGCCCUGUUCCAUGUUUUUUUGCUGUUACUGUAAAAUCCACUGUCUGUACUGUCAUAUGGAUUAUGGCAAAGGAUGGGUUAUAUCAGAUAUAUGUAAUUACUGUAGCAGUGAAUUAUAUGUUGACCUUAAAAGAUUACUAUUUAUAUUAUGAAGUACCCCAUAAGUCCUGAGUGGAAAUUUGUAGUACUGUGCUGAAUGCAAGAAUGGUUGCUAUUAUCAGUUUAUUAACAUUCUAUGCUUAUUAGUAGUACACUACAAAUGAAUUCUAUUUUCAGAUGUUCAAGGAAGGGCAAAAAACUGUUUUGAAUAAAUAAUAAAAUCACAA